This is a messenger RNA of Ustilago hordei, 1110 nucleotides long. RefSeq lists its product as uncharacterized. NCBI's taxonomy places the organism in Eukaryota, Fungi, Basidiomycota, Ustilaginomycetes, Ustilaginales, Ustilaginaceae. The transcript is spliced from 2 exons. The coding region runs from base 1 to 1110 and encodes 369 amino acids. The record is from RefSeq and is a predicted model, not a curated record.
AUGGCAGAUGAAAGCCUUAACAAUAAGCUCGAGAGGCUACUUGUCCUAAUGGAGGCUCAACUAGAGUUGUCCAGACAAGCCCAAUGUGAGGAGUGCCUAUGCUGCACUCACUUGAGUGAAGAGGAGACUGUGGCUGGCAUCAAUUAUGAGAAGUAUGCUUCCCCCACUGGGCCCAGAUACCUCAAACCCUGGGUGGACCUGUACAACAGGCCUAUGAUGGAUCUGUACAGCCUCAAGCAAGAGGACAACACCAGUGCAGCAGGAGACCCCAACCUCUUGCAAUUGAAGCCAAUUGCCACCCCAUUCCCCAAGUUCAACCCAAGGGAUGUUGAGAUUUUCAUUCUCAAAGCCGAAGCCUGGUUCAAGUUCAACCAAGUUUAUGAGCAAGCAUGCAUGAUCAAUCACAUGGGUGCUCAAUUGGAAGGGAAUGCUUGCAAAUGGUGGACCUCCAAGCUCUGCAUUGACAGAGCACAGGAAGGGAGACUGUUCCAUGACUGGCACUACUUUACCAAGCACCUAGCAGAACAGUUCAAUCCUCAUAACACCAGGAUGGAGGCAUACAAUAAGUUGCUUGCCCUCCACCUUACUAGUGAUGCACCAGGGGCUGCCACAUGCCAUGUCAAACAUUUCAGAGACUUGGAAGGACAAGUCAACCUAGAUGAUAAUGAGCUAGUCAUAGAUCUUUUCCAGGGCAGUCUCACAUGCAGCCUGCAAGAGAAGUUUGAGUGGAACCCACCAGUGAAAAGGUGGGAAUGGUACCAAGAGGUCAAAGAGAUCGACCAGCAGAGGAUGCUAUUACUGCAGUCCACUGCUAGGCACCCAAGUGUCACUCCACCACAACCAAACUCAGGAGGCCAGCCUAUGCCACCAGCUCCAAGUUUGUUCCCAGCUCACCAGCUGGCACAAGCUUACCCAGCUUGUCUGCUGGCACAGGCAACUCAGGGAAACCCUGGCUGGCCAACCAAUUGGCUUUUUCCACACCAGCUUGUUCAGGGCCCAAGACAGAGGAGCCCUGCAACGACAAACAGCAGUGCCUGUCACUUGUGCAAAGGCAUCAGACAUUGGGCCAGAGACUGUCUGAGCAAGAAGCAGGAUCCCCUGGGCCCAUGA